UCACGCGAGUAUACUACUCUACGGCCCCGGUAACCGUGAACCCUACCUCCGGAUACUCACGUUAAUGAUUCCGUCAUUUUUCACAUCGGAGGGGGUAAAGUUGUACGUGACCCGUGCAACACGGAAACCCGACAUCGGAAUCCUCUGGAUCUUAACUCGCUUUUAAUACCUUACACGAGAUUGGAGGAUCAUCUACUGUGGUUUUUAGUUCCACUUUUUAUAUAUUUUAUUUAGCUGACUUUUUUUUAUAACGGAUAUACAUGCUGAGGAUUGUCAAAAUUGUUUUGCGUUUAUUUUAAAGAACUUAAAAGUGUCAGUCACUUUUAUCUUGUCUAGUUUCGGUUUUGUUUCCACAUUUUGUCUACUGAUAGUGAUCUUGGAACAUAAAGAUAUGGAAUAAUGUUAUGCGUCGGAUCUAACGCCUGACUGACAUUGGAUUAGUGCUCCUCGAAGUCGGAUCGGUAAACGAACCAAAGUGCUAUAGGGAAUAAUGUGUAUAUCGAAGUGCAAUUCAAAGGAACAUAAGGGAUAUAUGUUAUCUUUAAAGAUGGAAAUUAAUAUUUAAGCAAGAGAAAAAAUAGUCUAAAAUUUCCUGAACAACAAGUGUUUGUGUAUACCAUUUUUGGAUUUCUGAUUUCUUCGCGACGAUGCUGAUUUUUGCAAUUGUGUUUGCUGCUCUUUACGAUUGCAUCCCCCUGUCGGCGGGGACGGGCGUCGAGUCGGAAACCCAACCCUCGGUCGCCGCGGCUCUUGUAUACCCACAACAAGCCCUUUUAGGGGAUAUCGUGUCCCCGAAAUGUUGGAAUUUCACCAAUGGCGACCGUCGACGUGCGGAGUUCUACAGCCCAAACUAUCCCGAGGAGUAUCCGAAUGACAUUGAGUGCGUCCAGUACCUCGAAGCUCAGCCCGGUUACCACAUUCACGUGGAUUUCCGAGGAAGUUUCGACGUGGAGAAGUCGGAAAAGUGCAAAUACGAUUUCCUAGAAUUCCGAGACGGUCCUUUCUCCUACUCCCCGCUCAUUGGGAAAUACUGUGGCAAGGACUUUCCUCCCCUGAUUCGCUCUACCACUCGGUUUAUAUGGAUACGAUUCAAAAGUGACAAAAACCUUGGUGAUAAAGGUUUCAAGGCUAUCUACUCCUUUGUAAAGAAACAAGAUUAUAAUCCAAAAGAAGAAGACGCAAAUGUGUGCCGGAAGUUAGUCAACACCAUUGACCCGGAUGGAAUAUUGUCGUCAUCGGAGUUCUCCCAUCAUUAUGACGACAUGGACAUCGGUGGUAGUCAGAGAGACUGCACGUGGGAGAUCCACACACAGCCCGGGAGUAAGAUCCGCCUGUCUCAUGUCUCGGCCUGGUUCCCCAGACCCCAGGACUGUGGCGCCAACUACGUCGAGAUCUACGACAAGUCGACGGCUUCGAAGGACCGGGUAUUCCAUUACUGCAAUGGGCCGCUUCCGGAGUUCGAGUCAGUUAGCAGCCGGGUAUUUAUUCGACUCUUUGGCAACCAACCUGAAUCGUUUCCCAGGGUAGAAGUACAAUAUUCGGUGUACCAGAAGGUCAACGCCGGAUAUUCAUCUAGUGCAGGUGACGAGUGUAACAGCCCUGGAGAGUUUUUCUGCGACAAGUGGUGUAUCAGUAGCCAGCUGGUCUGUAAUGGCCGAAGUAAUUGUCCGCACGGCGAGGACGAGCGGAACUGCAAACAGGAAGUCGUUGAGGAGGUGACAGAGAUACCUCUACACAUGAUCAUCCUAGGGGCUGUAGUGGGCGUCAUAGGUACAGGAGUCCUCAUUGGGACGUGCCUCACGUGUCGUGCCAAACGCAAGCAGAAGCGAAAGGACAAGGAGGCUCAGUUACAACAAGCCAAGCUCAAGGAAACAAACAUGGAAAUGACCAGCAAUAGCUCCAGUACCACCCUGUCCAGUAAAAAGGGAGGCAGUUAUCCCCCGCCCUACUACUCCCUCCCACGACCCCACGUCAAGACGCAAGGCAUCGUCCGUGAAUACACACACAGGAACAGCUUGACCAACUCCCUACAGUCGCCUUCCGAGGGGGAGUACCCGGACCAGAACUCCGACCCCGGAAAUUACAAAAAGUAUAUGGUUAUGGACCAGUAUAUGGAGGAGGACUCGAGCCCGUCUCCCUCUGUGUAUAACCAGGGCCCGCCUGUACUCACCACUAUCGUAGAGCGACACGAUAUCCCUCCACACACUCCCGACAUCGAUCCCACUUACGGCUGGGGCGGAUAUGGGUGGCGACAACCACGUACUAUGGGCGAACCUCGAUCGCCCAUGUCCCCGCCGACGCUCAGCGAAAAUAUAGCUAAAUUAAAACAAUAUACGAUUCCUAAAAACCACCCUGGGUACCAACCAGAAAACAAAAUAUACAACCCAGAAACCAGGUAUGAGAUUUAUCCGGAAACCAAAUUUCAAAUUGGGAAGGAAUUUAAAAUGAAAUAUGGCAUGAUGCCGGACACAGAAAUGAUGUUAGAACAACAAAAGUUAGGGAAGGAAUUAGCGACGAAGUACGGAACGCAACAGGAUGACUUGGCCAUGGAACAACAAAAAAUGAAACAGUUUAAAAUGCGAAGCCAACACCCGGAUAUAACACGUGAUAUCGAGGUGACGUGAGGCUUGUGAUUACAUUCAACAUGUAAUGAGUUGAAAAUGAAGUAUUCAAAAGCGGCAUGUGCUUACAUGGAAGGAUCUUUUGACAGGUACAACCUUCUUACUGCAAGUAAAUAAAGGUCUGAUGGCUAGAACCACAGGCCCAUUGUCGGACUAGGAUGUCCAACGAUAAGCGCGAAAUAGGAUGUGAAACAUGUGGACGAAACAACUCAUAGGUUUGUGUUGUUCAAUAUCGUUUACUUGGAGAAUGAGUUUCAACACAGAACCAUAUAAUGGGUUAUGGCGAUGACAAACCUCUCGAAAGUGUUUUGAUUCUUGAACGUGUGUUUGAUUUAGAUUAAAAUAUCAAAAAUGUAUGCAAACGAAAGAAUGCAUUAUUCAAAAGGUUAUUUAACUACCUUUAUGACAAAUAUUUUCGAACUCAUGAGAUCGACAAACACUUAAGAAAGGAGGAAUUAACACACAGGUAUUCUCUGAGACACAAAGAUAAACAUAGAUGUUUACAAAAAUGCAUAGGCGCAAUCGUGAUCACCCACCAAUGAUCACAAUGUGAUAUCCACACGAUAGUCACAUGGUGAUGGCCACAACAUGCCUUACAGGCGAAGUCCAUCUAAAGUUUCACAAGGUGAUGACCACACAAUGAUUACUAGGUGACUGACCAAGUGGUACAUCACGUGACCAUAUUACCGUGAAGACACCUAUCUAUACAACACUAGUAUGGUGUACAGUAGUAGACACAAUGUUGGAGAAGUUGCAGUGCAAUUGUGUAAGGUUGCGAUUUCGUUAUGAAUUGAAGAGUGCUUCAGUGAGUGGACCAGAACCGAGGUAUUGACUGUACAAUUAAAACUUACAUCUAGUGAACGGUCGACUGGUUAUAACCUUACAUAUUGUGUACGGUCGACUGGUUAUAACCUAACAUCUAGUUUACGGUCGACUUGUUAAAACCUUACAUCUAGUGUACGGUCGACUUGUUAAAACCUUACAUCUAGUGUACGGUGGACUGGUUAUAUAUAACCUUACAUAUUGUAUACGGUCGACUGGUUAAAACCUUACAUCUAGUGUACGGUCGACUUGUUAAAACCUUAUAUCUAGUGUACGCUGGACUGGUUAUAUAUAACCUUACAUCUAGUGUAAG
This is a messenger RNA of Mizuhopecten yessoensis (Yesso scallop), 3756 nucleotides long. RefSeq lists its product as uncharacterized. Bases 648 to 2624 code for a protein of 658 amino acids. The record is from RefSeq and is a predicted model, not a curated record. NCBI's taxonomy places the organism in Eukaryota, Metazoa, Mollusca, Bivalvia, Pectinida, Pectinidae. The transcript has 9 exons. Gene Ontology annotation, molecular function: protein binding.